This is a messenger RNA of Polypterus senegalus (gray bichir), 3798 nucleotides long. RefSeq names its product gastrula zinc finger protein XlCGF57.1-like. The coding region runs from base 1 to 1473 and encodes 490 amino acids. NCBI's taxonomy places the organism in Eukaryota, Metazoa, Chordata, Cladistia, Polypteriformes, Polypteridae. The transcript is spliced from 2 exons. Gene Ontology annotation, biological process: regulation of transcription by RNA polymerase II. Gene Ontology annotation, molecular function: DNA-binding transcription factor activity, RNA polymerase II-specific; RNA polymerase II cis-regulatory region sequence-specific DNA binding. Gene Ontology annotation, cellular component: nucleus. The record is from RefSeq and is a predicted model, not a curated record.
AUGGAUGUGAAAGAGGAGCCGCGUGAGGCUGACAUGAAUAUCAUGGAGCAGAGGACCAUAAAUAUUAAGGAGGAGGACAGUGAGUGGGAGAGUGUCCUCCCUAAACAGGAGAGUCUGGACAUUAAGGAAGAGGACUGUGAAGUGGGGUCAGUGAGCGAUGAAGAGGAGUGUGUCAGCACUGAGGUACACCACUAUAGGAAUACUGAGAGUGACAAGGAAGAUGACCUUCAUUAUGAACAUCAAGGUGGAGCAGUGAUCGGGUUAGUCUCUUCUCAUAGCAGACACUCUUCAUCACCGGAGUCAUCUAUCAAUGUAAAAUAUGAAUCAUUACAGUCUGACACAAAGAUGACUUUAGAAAUUUCAUCUCCUAAAAUUCAGGAAAGUCGGCCACCACCUAAGACCUCAUCUAAAAGAAGCCACCAAAGAAUUCACACAGGAGAGAAGCCGUAUUGCUGUUCAGAAUGUGGCAAACAAUUCUUCCACUGUAAUACUCUUCUGAUACACAUGAAAAUCCAUGCAGGAGAGAAGCCAUAUUGCUGCUUUAAAUGUGGAGAACAAUUCUCUGGCUGUAGUGAUCUUCAGACACACAUUAAAACUCACACAGGGGAGAAUCUGUAUUGCUGUUCUGAAUGUGGAAAACAAUUCUCUAGCGGUAGUUAUCUUCAGAAACACAUUAAAACUCACAUAGGAGAAAAGCCGUACUCUUGCUCUGAAUGUGGCAAAAAGUUUUCACAGAGAACCGGCCUUAAGAACCACCAAAGAAUUCACACAGGGGAGAAGCCGUAUUGCUGUUCUGCAUGUGGCAAAAUGUUUUCACAGAGAAGCCAUCUUCAGAGCCACCAAAGCAUUCACACAGGACAGAAGCCAUAUUGCUGUUCUGAAUGUGGGAAAAGGUUUUCAAAGAAAAGCUAUCUUCAGAGCCAUCAAAGAAUUCACACAGGAGAGAAGCCAUACUGCUGUUCUGAAUGUGGCAAAAAGUUUUCACAGAGAAAUUAUCUUCACCGCCACCAAGGGAUUCACAAACGAGAGAAGCAAUUUUGCUGCCCUGAAUGUGGAAAACAAUUCUCUUUCAAUAGUUAUCUUCAGGCACAUAUUAAAACUCACACAGGAGAGAUGCCGUAUUGCUGUUCUGAAUGUGGCCAAAAGUUUUCACGGAGAUGCUAUCUUCAGAGCCACCAAAGAAUUCACACAGGGGAGAAGCCAUUUUGUUGUUCUGCAUGUGGCAAAAUGUUUUCACAGAGAAGCCAUCUUCAGAGCCACCAAAGGAUUCACACAGGGGAGAAGCCAUUUUGCUGUUCUGCAUGUGGCAAGAAGUAUUUACGGAGAAGCGAUCUUCGGAGCCACCAAAGAAUUCACACAGGGGAGAAGCCAUUUUGCUGUUCUGAAUGUGGAAAAAAGUAUUCCGACAGAAGAUAUCUUCAGAGCCAUCAAAGAAUUCACACAGGGACAGGAGAAGCCAUAUUGAUGUUCUGACUGUGGAAACGAUUCUUGCACCAUAAUAGUUUACUGAUACACAUGAAAAUGUACUCGGAACAGAAGCCGUAUUGCUGCUUUGAAUAUGGUAAACGAUUCUCUCUUGGUCGUUCUCUUUAGAGACGCAUUAAAACCCACACAGGAUAGAAGCUGCAUUUUUGUUUUGAAUGUUGCAAAAAGUUUUUACAAGGAAGCUGUCCUCAGAGAUUUCAAAGAAUUCACAUAAGAAAGAAAAAAAAUACAGAACCUUCCCCAGAGUACAAUAUGCUAAGCAGCAGAAAAAGAAUUCACAAAGUUUAAUGAAAACAAAAAAUAAAUUAGGGAAACUACAAGUAAAGUGGUACAUCCAACAGCCUCAUGUAGAAACAAAACUUACGCAUGGCUUAUGUGGGGUGAACUACAACCAGAAUUUGAACACCUAAUCAUAGCAAUGCAAAGCAGUGGAUUGGGCACAAGGUGGUUCAGAUCAUAAAUACAAAAAAAUUGCAAAAGAUAAUCCAGAAAUGCCACUUCUACUAAAGAGAAUUGGAAAGAGUCACACGUCUCGUUGCUGGGUGCGAGGUACUGAUUGCUGAAGGAUUAUACACUCCACAACACAACAGCAUGGCCAGGCUCAUUCGCUGGAAACUCUACAAGAGAUACAACUUACCGGCAUCACAAAGACACUCGGACCGCACAAUGGAAAAUGAGAAGGUGCAGAUCAGUUGUAGCACAACAAUACUGACUGACUGAAAAACAGAGGUCAGAAAACCAUGGAUAACAGAAGUAUUAGUUCAUAGUGACUAUUCAGUCCUGAGAAUGGAGAGGCAAGAAAAUUACAAGAAAUGCAGUCUGAGAUAUGACAAAUGAAAUAUGGGACAAAAAAAAUUGUUCCUGUUGUUCUAGGAUCACCAGGACUGAUAAAGAAAAAUCUUCAGGCCUUUACAGAACUGCAAAAAGAAGCCUUAUUAGGAACAAUGGAGGUUCUACACUGAGUCCUUGUGGGGAAACUUACGAGAGUGAGAAGUUCACUAUUACAAUGAGACUGUCCUGACUAAAGAAUGAAGUUCACUCCUGUUUUGAUGGUAAGCACACCAAGAAAAUUUGGAAAAAUUAAACCUGUGAGAAGCUGAAUUGUUCUGAAUGUGGUAAACAAAUCGGGCACAGAAAUACUCUUCUGAUGCACAUUGAAAUUCACGCAGGAGAGAAGCCAUAUGGGUUUUCUGAAUUUGGCAAACCGUUUACACGGAGAAACAACCUUUUGGAUACAAGAGCAACAUUUUCUUACAAACAAUGUAGCUCAAACUGGUUUACAAGAUGUAAACCACUGGGCACUGGACACCACUGGGCAUUCUACCUAAAUUAGUCCUCAUGGUUCACAUGCUUCACAUGACGAAUUUGAUGAUGAUGGCCUUGUGGACACCUGGGACACUCGCCAUUCAGUCCAUAAACACGAGGCAGUGUGGUAUGUUGAUCAGGAGGAGGUGGUGGAGCACAUGGUCACCACAGGAGAAAUAGGGAAGACAGCAGAGAACAGUACAGAUUAAUACGGAACUUCACAAUCUAGAGGAAAAUGAGAAUUCAAUGCCCAUAUAGACUAACAACAAUACAACUAAAAUGUAGCUACGAUAAAGCCACUUUAAAAUAAUGGGGUUUUUAUCAUUUUUUUAUUGUUAUUAUUAUUGUUCUACAGUAUUAGUCUGGUGAAUUUCUAUUGGUAAAAUAUUUUAAAUUUUAGGUGUGUAACAGCAAAAGGCCACCUCACUAAUUCUUUUUGGAUUGACUUUUAAGCAGACAUUCAUUUGAAGAUCUGAGGUUAUGACUGAGAGUGUAAUGGGACAGACAUUCUAAAAUGUAGGACUGGGUGAGAUUAUUUAAGGCUGUGUAAACCACUACAGGUGGUCUUCUACUUACAAACAGGCUCCGUGCCAAGUGGCUGUUGGUAAGUCCAUUUUGUUCAUAAGUCCAGUUUCAGACACCCCUUGAUUUGAACAUGUAAACAAUUUUUUUCAGUAGUUUUUAAUGUUUUUUUAGCAGCUUACACGUAUUAUACAUGAAAUAAAGAUUAUAAUAACAAGAAUAAAUUCUUCCCACUCCUGCUGCCACCACUCAGCGGACAUGCAAAUUAUCCUUAAGUGCUGAUUUUGUACGUUAUGGGACUAUCUGUUGUAGUAUUUUAAAGUCAGUUCUAAAUGACACGGGUAACCAAUGAACCAAUGUAACGACGUUAAAGCUAGUGAAAUGUGCUGUUUUUCUUUUUCUAAUUAAGAUUCUUACAUUCUGCACUUACUGUAACUGAUUGAUGUCUUUCUUAGGUAGUCCUAACACACAAAUAUAUAUGAUUAA